Cynara cardunculus var. scolymus (artichoke) is the source of this 1176-nucleotide messenger RNA. RefSeq names its product bifunctional aspartate aminotransferase and glutamate/aspartate-prephenate aminotransferase. Gene Ontology annotation, molecular function: catalytic activity; pyridoxal phosphate binding. The annotation marks the transcript as partial. The record is from RefSeq and is a predicted model, not a curated record. Gene Ontology annotation, biological process: biosynthetic process. The transcript has 10 exons. Lineage: Eukaryota; Viridiplantae; Streptophyta; Magnoliopsida; Asterales; Asteraceae.
AUCAUGGCGGCUAAAAUUUCUGGCAUUUCCACCGCUGCCUCCUUCAGAGAUCAGUCUCUCGCACUCGGUUUUGAUUCACAGACCUCCACCAGAUCAAGAACACUCUCCUUUUCUUCUAAGCUGAAUAGCAAUCUGUCAGUCAGAUCUUUGGAGACUAGAAGACGGCAUAAGUCCUCUACAAUUUGUUCAGCAGUAAUUGUAGAAAGCAACUCUGAGCAAAUGGAACUUGAUACCACUCUGAGCCCUAGAGUCAACUCCGUAAAGCCUUCAAAAACAGUGGCUAUAACUGAUCAAGCAACUGCACUUGUAGAAGCUGGUGUUCCUGUCAUUCGCUUAGCUGCUGGAGAACCUGAUUUUGACACCCCGGCUGUUAUUGCUGAGGCUGGAAUAAAUGCAAUUCGUGAAGGUUACACAAGGUAUACUCCUAAUGCGGGUACCCUUGAACUACGAACGGCAAUAUGCAAGAAACUAAAGGAGGAGAAUAAUAUUUCCUACACACCUGACCAGAUUGUGGUUAGUAAUGGGGCAAAGCAGAGCAUAGUACAAGCAGUCCUUGCUGUUUGUUCCCCAGGAGAUGAGGUUAUAAUUCCAGCUCCCUUUUGGGUGAGUUACCCUGAAAUGGCAAGGAAACUGCUUGAAGAGAUUGCACGAGUUGUUGCAAAGCAUCCAAGACUCUUGGUGCUCUCUGAUGAAAUAUAUGAGCACAUAAUAUAUUCCCCAGCAGUCCACACGAGCUUUGCAUCUUUGCCUGGCAUGUGGGAACGGACACUAACAGUCAACGGGUUCUCUAAGGCUUUUGCAAUGACUGGUUGGAGACUUGGAUAUAUUGCUGGUCCUAAACACUUUGUUGCUGCAUGUGGAAAAAUUCAAAGUCAGACCACUUCAGGUGCCAGUAGUAUAGCUCAAAAAGCCGCAGUUGCUGCUUUAGGAAUGGGAUAUGCUGGUGGAGAAGCCGUAUCACAUAUGGUGAAAGCAUUUCGUGAACGACGAGAUUUUUUGGUCACAGCCUUCAGGGAACUGGAUGGUGUCAAAAUAUCCGAACCUCAGGGUGCUUUCUACCUGUUUCUUGAUUUCAGCUAUUACUAUGGCGCGGAGGUUGAUGGCUUUGGUUUGAUUAAAGAUUCGGAGUCUCUGUGUCGGUAUCUGCUGGAAAAGGGCCAGGUAAUAUCUAUACUA